Molecule: messenger RNA, 1065 nt
Organism: Branchiostoma floridae (Florida lancelet)
Lineage: Eukaryota; Metazoa; Chordata; Leptocardii; Amphioxiformes; Branchiostomatidae
Product: putative tRNA (cytidine(32)/guanosine(34)-2'-O)-methyltransferase
Exons: 10
Coding region: 20-1045 (341 amino acids)
Biological process (GO): tRNA methylation; cytoplasmic translation
Cellular component (GO): cytoplasm
Molecular function (GO): tRNA methyltransferase activity
Source: RefSeq, a predicted model, not a curated record
GGCACAAGCGGCAGCAGCCAUGGGAAGGUCGUCUAAGGACAAGCGAGACAUCUACUACCGGAAGGCGAAAGAGGAAGGCUGGCGCGCCCGCAGCGCUUUCAAGCUCAUGCAGAUAGACGAAGAGUUCAACGUCCUCUCUGGUGUACAGAAGGUCGUUGAUCUUUGUGCUGCCCCAGGUAGCUGGAGCCAGGUGCUCAGUAAACGACUCAGAGGAGAGGGGAAACAGAAGAGAGAUGAUGUGAAGAUCGUAGCCGUUGACCUCCAGGCCAUGGCACCCAUCCCAGGGGUCAUACAGAUCCAGGGCGACAUCACCAAGGUAUCCACAGCCCAGGAGAUCAUCGGGCACUUCUCAGGUGAGCAGGCAGACCUGGUGGUGUGUGAUGGAGCACCCGAUGUGACUGGUCUACAUGACAUCGAUGAGUACAUCCAGGCACAACUUCUACUGGCUGCCCUCAACAUCACAACUCAUGUGCUGAAGAAAGGAGGUGGUUUUGUUGCAAAGAUAUUCCGAGGAAAGGACAUCACCCUACUUUAUUCCCAGCUGAAGAUUUUCUUCCCAGACGUAACCGUCGCCAAGCCUCGGAGCAGCCGCAACUCAAGCAUAGAGUCGUUUGUUGUCUGCCGAGGCUACUCCCCUCCCGAGGGAUACACACCCAACAUGAUGAACCCACUACUGGACCAUCAUUAUGAUGUUGACUUCAACAGCCUUGAGGGAGUAAAUCGUGUGAUCGUUCCGUUCCUGGCCUGUGGGGACCUCAGCGGUUAUGAUGCAGACAUGACAUAUCCACUACAGCUCCCAGAGGGAGAGGCGUACGUCCAGUUGCCCCCCACCCAGGGGCCUAUCUCCCCACCCUACCAGCACGCGUGCCAACUCAAGCGGCAGGACCAACUCAGUAAACCAGUCUCUGCUCACAAUACAGACAGUACUGACAGCAGAGAAACAGUUGCAGAUACUGAAAAAGGCAGAGUAGAGCCACAGGGUGCAGAGGGAGGUCACUCAGAGGAGGAUGUCACUGUUACAGACUUGGAGAAAUUACAGUUAUAGCUAUUGUAAGGGGGGGGGGG